GGGGUGGCUAAAACGUUGGUUAGUUGUUUCUUCCUCCAUGGUUGUUGGGAAUGGUUGUUUAAGAUGUCUUUCUUAAUAUUUCAAGGAACAUUAGUGCAUGCCGAGUCUGCCAGUCAGCCUUUGAAGAUACUCCACAACCAUAUUAUCGGUGUCAACAAAAAUAAGAUAGUUUUCAUUGAACCAGAAGGUCGCCUUCGAGAGCUCUCACAGCAACAUGGCUUCCAGCUGGAAGAUGUCCAAGUCAUGGAAGGGCAGUUCCUUAUUCCAGGUUUUGUGGAUACACACAUCCAUGCUCCACAGUAUGUAUAUACCGGCACAGCCAUGAAUCUACAACUGCUAGAAUGGCUCAAUAAGUACACAUUCCCCACGGAAGCUAAGUUUGCUAAUCUGGAAUUUGCUGCUGAUGCCUACAGGAAAGUUGUGCAUCGAACAUUAAAGAAUGGAACAACAACAGCAUGCUACUUUGCAACCAUUCAUAAAGAAGCCUCUCUCAAACUGGCAGAGAUUGUUGCACAUUUUGGACAGAGAGCCUUUGUUGGCAAAGUCAACAUGGAUGCUAACUCUCCUGAGUACUACGUGGAGACCACAGAGCAGUCUUUUAAAGACACUGAAUGGUUUAUCAAGCAAGUUCAAUGUUUGAACAAUCCUCUAGUUACUCCUAUCAUCACACCUCGCUUUGCUGUAAGCUGUACUGUGACACUCAUGAAGAAACUAGCUAACCUCGCUGAGUUGUAUGGGUUACCAAUACAGACACAUAUAUCAGAGAACAAGGAUGAAAUUUCCUUAGUCAAGGAACUAUUCCCAGAGUGUAGCAGUUACGCUGAUGUUUACCAGUCGUGUGGGUUGGUUACCAAAAAGAGUGUAUUUGCUCACAGUAUCUACUUAGAUGACAAGGAGAUUGAAGUAAUUAAACAUCAUGGGUCUGCUGUGUCUCACUGUCCUUGCUCAAACUUCAUGUUACGAAAUGGUAUCUUAGAUCUAAGGAAACUCUGGGACAAAGGCAUCAAGCUUGGAUUAGGCACAGAUGUUUCUGGUGGGUACUCUCCAUCUAUGCUCAGUUCUAUUAGGCAGUCAGUUAUUGCAACUAAUGUUCACAAGAUGCAGCAAGGAGCAGCCUACAACAGUAUAGACUAUAAAGAACUCUUUUAUCUGGCCACUCUAGGAGGAAGCCAAGUACUGGGUCUUGAAGAUCGCAUCGGUAACUUUGUGGUUGGCAAGGAGUUUGACGCUCUCCUAGUGAACCCUAAGGCAGCUGGAAGUCCUUUUGAUGUUUUCAACUCAUCUUUUUCCGACUCCAUAGAGGAUAUUGUGCAGAAGUUCCUUUUCCUUGGAGAUGAUCGUAAUAUACAGGAAGUUUAUGUUUCUGGCAGGAAGGUUAUUCCAACAACGUUAGACAGUAACAGCUUUUUUUAGUGACAUGUGAAAUCGGCGCUUCAAUGCAAACACGUAGUACAUGUAUCUCAAUUUUGCAAAAAAUCAUUGUAUAUGUAUAUUGCAUGAAAAUUCUCUGCCAGUCACCAGGACUCUCCAUACGGGUAAAACAAUAGUAUUAUGAUCAGAAUGAUUUGGUUUGUUUGUGGGAUUCUGACUUCGCAUGUUACAUUUAAAUAAUUGUCUGCUUGAUCACAAGUUAUCGCUUAAAUUUGAAUUCCUCCGACAGUUGCUACAUUACGUCACAUGAUUCGGGGCAGGUUUUUUUGUAGUUGCGGAAGAGAUGGCAAACACCAAUACAAAGGGUUUGCUCAUCUGGAGGUUGCUAUACAAGAGAUACUAGAGAUCAGUAGUGCAGCAGGUGAAAUUAAUGGUCAGAUUUUCACAUGAUAGUAUAAGAGAGAUUUAGCCACAGAGAUAUAGCAUAUGUAUUUAAUUCCACGUAGAUUGGUCCAUCGCUAAUAAUUUUAUGAACUUUUAUAAUGUGCCAUGUAAAAGAGCAUUAAUGAUAUAUAUUUGGUUUGCAGUAACACCAUGUGUGUAU
Messenger RNA from Asterias rubens (European starfish), 1975 nucleotides. Its product is annotated as guanine deaminase-like. Gene Ontology annotation, biological process: guanine catabolic process. Gene Ontology annotation, molecular function: zinc ion binding; guanine deaminase activity. The record is from RefSeq and is a predicted model, not a curated record. The transcript has 13 exons. Gene Ontology annotation, cellular component: cytosol. Bases 64 to 1413 code for a protein of 449 amino acids. NCBI's taxonomy places the organism in Eukaryota, Metazoa, Echinodermata, Asteroidea, Forcipulatida, Asteriidae.